AUGAAGUCAGCCCUGCUGCUCCUCGUCCUUCUGGCCAUGGCCGCUGGGCCAGCCCAGGCUCUCCAGUGUCAUGUGUGCAUCAACUCCUCCAACUGCAAGAAGGCCCAGACCUGCCCGGCCAACUCUCGCUUCUGCAGGACGGUGACCACUCUGGAACCGCUGUCCGGGAACCUGGUGAACAAGGACUGCGCUGAGUCCUGCACACCCAGCUCCACCCACCAGGGCCAGGUCAGCAGCGGCUCUGCCACCACCCAGUGCUGCCAGGGGGACCUGUGCAACGAGAGCCUGGCCGGGGCCUCCACGCUCGCCAGGGCCACCCUCGGCCUGGUGCUGGCCCUUGGCCUCCUCGCCCUCAUCCUGUGA
Messenger RNA from Orycteropus afer afer, 363 nucleotides. It is a transcript of the gene LY6D, whose product is annotated as lymphocyte antigen 6 family member D. Bases 1 to 363 code for a protein of 120 amino acids. Gene Ontology annotation, biological process: lymphocyte differentiation. Gene Ontology annotation, cellular component: cell surface. NCBI's taxonomy places the organism in Eukaryota, Metazoa, Chordata, Mammalia, Tubulidentata, Orycteropodidae. The record is from RefSeq and is a predicted model, not a curated record. The transcript is spliced from 3 exons.